AGAGUGAACAAGGGGAGGAGCAGAAGGGUGUUUUCACAUUUUUACGUCGGGAGUCACAAAAGCGUCACUCAGUCGAAGUCCAAAGGGGAUUCAGUAGGUUUACAUAUUGUUCGGCAAACGACUAUAGGUUUUUAUGAUAAAAGUAACACUUUCUCAAUAAAAUAAUGGUUCUAAUAGUAUAUUAAAAGGCUUCUCCCUUAAUGAGCCACUAAAACGACCAGUGUUUGGUUUCACUUUCGAUCUCCGGCAAAAUGGAAAACAUUGGAUUUACAGUACCACAAAAGAUCCCAGAGGAAUACAUCAACAAAAUCACUGAGGCAAUCCAGUCUACAAAACUAGAGAAUAUCCCUCAACAGUUUAUGACUUUGCUGAAAGUGUAUGAUCAAUUCAAGCUGGAUGUUGCUGUGACAGGAGAUUCCGGCUCAGGAAAAUCUACACUCAUCAAUGCUCUGCUUGGACUGGAAGCUGAUGCUAAAGGUGCUGCACCAACAGGAGUUGUGGAGACCACAAUGAAACCUGCAGUGUAUCAACAUCCAAAUUGUUCCCAAGUGAGACUGUGGGAUCUACCAGGAAUGGGUACACCCUCUUUUACAUCUAAGAGUUAUGUAGAGACAAUGAACUUCAACCUCUAUGACAUGUUUUUUGUAGUGAUAUCUGAACGAUUUAGAGAAAACAACAUGCUUCUGAUUGAUGAAAUACAUAAACAAAACAAGCCUUUUUAUGUUAUUAGAACAAAAGUAGACAGUGAUCUGCGUGCACAAAGUAGAAAACAUAACUUUACAGAAACUGGCGUUUUAAGUGAAAUGAGGGAUGAAUGCUUAAAAUAUUUAGAAGAGAAAAACCUGCACCCCCAUAUCUUCUUAGUAUCAGCCCAUAACACACUCAACUAUGAAAUGCAGAAACUUAUGGACACCUUUAAGAAAGAGGUUCCAGAACUAAAAAAAAAAGUUUUUGCUCUUUUCCUGGUGAAUUUGUUCAGUGGAGAUAGAAGAAAACAAAGGACCAUGAAGCUACAUGCCCUGCAGAGUGGAAAAAUCAAUGAUAAGGAGGUAUUGGACCUAAAAGAUUUCUGCAGAUGUUUUGAUGUUUCAAAUGUAACUGACACACUGACAACUUCAUUGGAGGCUCUAGAUCACUUUCAGCUUGAUGUGGCUAUUUUAGGGGAGACAGGAUCUGGAGUAACUACUCUUCUGAAUUGUCUAAUAAGACAACAGGAUGAUACCUUUUGUUCAGUACUUACUGAAAUGCCAGCAACAAGUCCUCAGUACCCAAAUGUCAGAUUUUGGGCUGUGUCUGGUAUCGAGAACAUUAUACUAAACUCAUUGGAGAGUAUGACAGAAACUUUGGACCAUUUUGAUUUCUAUGUGCUUAUUGUGACAGAGUGGAAGAAGGCACACCACAUAGACCUUGCAAGAGUUGUUCAAAAGUUACGAAAGCAGUACACCUUUGUCCAGACAAAGACUGACUGUCAUUUGCAAGCUCAAAAAGAUUUGUGCUGUUCUGAGACUGAAAUUCUGGAUGGGCUUCGAGCCCAAUGUGCUGAGGAACUUCAGAGGGCAGAAGUCGACAGUUCACAAUUGUUCCUCGUAAACUGCUUAGAUAGAAAAAAAUUAGACUUUGUCGGUCUUGAGAGUGUAUUGGGCUGUAACCUGGACACUAUAAGGAGAAGUGCUUUUGCAUAUUAUGUUGAUAAAAUUGUGAGAAACAGAAAGCAAGCACAGAGUAGUUGUCAGAUACUCUAGCUGCUUGAAUGCCUCAGAUUUGUUUUAAAUGACUGUGGACCUUUUGAUAAAAGAAAAAUGUGAAGUGAGGGAGAAACGCUUAUGACUAUCACUUAAAUACUUAAAAGCAUAUGCUAAAAUGCAGCAUAGCAACAGAAUGUCUCUUCAAUUACAAUACCACUGUUAAUUGAUCAUAAACUGUAACUUAUCCUGUAGUUUUGAACUUCUUACAACCUACAUCUGUGACACUACAAACUAUCUCAUAUCACAGUAACUGGGUUUGCAAGUUACACUUAUAAUCAGACAUAUCUCUUAGAAAAAUAGAGACUAAUAAGUCAUUAAAGGAAGUGCUGCUUACCAUUUCCAGGUUGUCCUGCUGUAGUUGCAUAUCCAUGACCACAUGUCCACAAUUAUUGUGUUGUUGUUUUCAUGAAGCACCUUUUAUCACUUUGAUUGUUUGAUUUGUUCAAGGUUUUUAUUCCACCAAAGUGUACAAUACAAUGCAAGCAGUGUCUGCCUACUGUUGUUUCUUUUGUUGUCGCUGAUCUUGAUGAUAAUGAUUAUUGUGAUUAUCAUUGUAAAUAUAAUUAGAUACUUAUUUUUAUUAAAUAAAUAUCUGUCAGUGGGUAUGAUUCCAGUGUUUCCAGUUCAAUCCUGAGCCCUGGUUGCAGCAACAAUAUUAAUGUUAUUAACCAGCAAGUAAUAACAGCAAGUUAUUUCAAAAUUAAUAAUAUGACAAUGUCUUAUUAAUAAAAAUUAUUAUAGCUAAUAUUAAUGGCUAAUAAAAACGAACAUCAUACAUUAUGAGGAAUACUUUUACAAUGUAUGUAAACUGACAACUCACUCCAUGUAAUCGCAUUAUAACACUGGCGCUUUAAGGUUUCAGUGAGUCAAGAUCGCGGCGGAGAGGAAAUCUCGCGAGAGCACCGGGGAAGUCUCGCUUAGGUGAGGGUACUAUAUAGUUUGUGUAUUUGGGAGCUAUAAGUGAUAUAAACUCCAUUAAACGCCAAAAAUCGGAUAAAUAUUCACUUGUAUUAGAGCAGUAUUCUAUAGGGGAGUAGUAUACAGAGGCUAGUGUUUGUGAGUUGCAGCGAUUGAUGAGGAUUGAUUUAGAGUUUGUUCGUGUCUCAAGUUUACUGAUAAUUACAGAGAGUGGCUGAAGGCUGAAUGAAGAGCUGUGGAAACUGCAUCCUCUGUCGACCUGUUUAGGCAAACUGGUGUGGGUCCAGUGUAGGUGGCAGGCCCACUGUGAGGUGAUUUCAGAAUCAGUUAAUCAAAGCACUUCAUAAAACAAGGGCAGCUGAAUUCUGCAGCUGAGUGCUUAGGCUCUGGUAUGAUGGUUGUAGUCUUCAGGCAUGUAGGAGCCAUGGCUUGGGCCAUUGACAGAAAAUGUCAGUGAAAGACCUGUGUUGGUUGUCUAGCGCAUUCUCUGAGCACACGUCCCGAUAUGCCAUCUGGACCAGCUGCUUUGCAUGGAUCCACUUUGCUAAAUGCUCCAUAGACAUCUGUUGUGGAGAGUAAUAGUGGACUGUGAACAAUAGAAGAGUUUUGUUUUAUGUUUUGCAUUUCUUCCCCAUGACUGUACAGACUUGACUUUUGUUGAGUAAUCGGAUGAGAAGUACUUUUAAUUUAUUAAAAAGCAAUACUAAAUAAGAGAGGGAAAAUAAGACGGUCUCCUAAACUGAACAAACUCCCCUUUACAGACUAAAAUCCUUGUGUACCAGCUGAAAGCAGCAGGAAAACAGAUGACUGAGGACAAAAGAGCUAUCUGCACUACUACUAAAUGUUUUGGCAGAAAUGUGCCUCCAAUAGUACUGUGCUUGUGCCCUGUGAAUAUGGUGAGGUGAUAAAGUUUCAAGGAGACCAAAGAGACAUUUGCCAUAUUUUCCUUGAAGUGAACAUUUAUUUCCAUUUGUGAUUGUUUAAAAAAUAAAGGAAAAGCAAUAGCUGCAAACUAUAAUAGAAUAAAUGUAUUGUAUGUUUA
Molecule: messenger RNA, 3705 nt
Organism: Silurus meridionalis
Lineage: Eukaryota; Metazoa; Chordata; Actinopteri; Siluriformes; Siluridae
Gene: irgq1
Product: immunity-related GTPase family, q1
Exons: 6
Coding region: 252-1742 (496 amino acids)
Cellular component (GO): membrane
Molecular function (GO): GTP binding
Source: RefSeq, a predicted model, not a curated record